CAUAUUUCGAAAAAAGUUUUUUUCAAGCUUUUUUGAAUUAUUUUUAAAAGCUCUUUUAGAGUGCAAUCAUUAAGCAUUGAGUGAAGGUCGUUAAAAAUGCUGAGGACAAUUUUAUCAAGAUUCCAAGUUAAUUCAAGUAAUUUAAGACGUGACAUCUGUACAGAGCAACAAAAGGAUGAUCAAAGAUCAGUUCCAGAAAAGAAAGUUGUAGAAAAAGAAGAUCAAAUUUCAGAAAGUCAUGAACAGCAUAAAGUACCUGACACGACAGAAUUUCUUGGAAAAAUUGUUUAUGCUGAAAUAUGUAAUUCAGAUAAAAACCAGAUUUUUACUGUAUCUUCAAAUGACAUUGAGUAUGAUGUAUUUCUGAAAGACAUUAACUGGUAUGCUCUUGUUGGUGAUAAUGUUAAAUGUUCAGCAAUUGUUAAAAUUAAUAAAGAAGAUGGAAAUGAGCUGGAAGUUCUCAGAAUGGUCCCUAGAAAAAAAUCCAUCGAAUAUGCAAGAGUUACAGCAAUUAAUGAUAAUCAUGCAAUUUUUGACAAUCGAAUCAUCCUUUACAAUAACACAGUUAAAGACUCAAGACUCAAAUUGUUUGCUGAAUACAAAAUAGAAAUGAUUGAAAGUGACCAAAAGGGAUGCUACAGCUAUCGAGUUAUUUCAAUCCUCGAAAGAAUGGACAGUAACAUUAUUGGAACUGGAAUUGUCUUUGAAAACUCACCAUUUAAGAUUUAUUUAAAUCUAGAUGAGAAGAAGGAAAUUGGCAUGAAGCAUAUAAAAAUAUUCAAUAGAUCUGACAAGUCAGCAAACAUUAAGAGAAUUGAAAUCGUACCGUUUCUGCCUGAAAACUCUGAUAUAAUAAGUUAUAAGAAAAGUAACAUGAAUUUCUCAUUAAACCCAAAAAUUGGUCAGUUCAAGGUCUUUUUCAAAAUCCAGCCGAUGAAAAUUGGAAAAUUUUACUUCAACUUAGUCGUUCUUUUUAGCAAUUUUGAGGAAAAAUAUGAAUUUUCAGUUGAAAUUUUUAAAGCAUACAUGCUUCCCGGUGAAAAACUUUUCAGAUCACCAAGAUUUAUUGAUGUGCCAAUAUCAGAACAUGCAAUUCCCAAUGACAUAAAGGAAAUUGAUUACAGCAAUUAUAAAGAAGCUAAACAAACAUUGGAGAAUUUAUAUCCAUCGCUUAAAGAAAGCUUGACACCAAUGAAUUAUCUAGAAAGAAUGAAGCUUGGAAUAUUUUUAGAUGAACUGGCGAUGAAAAAUUCAUUUGCAAAUUAUCACAUUGAACGUGCUGUUUUUGAGGUUAAAGGAGAAUAUCUAAAGUUGACAGUUAAGGAUGUAGCUGAAAAACGUCCAAGUAUUAUUGUUGGUGAUAAAGUUAUAGCCACAGAUCCAACAAAGUGUAAUAAUGAUGAAAAUCCAAUUUAUGAAGGCUACAUCCAUAAAGUUGGAAACGACUCAAUUUUAUGUAAAUUCCAUUCCGACUUUCAUGAACAUCAUGCUGGAAAGGAUUAUUCAAUAGACUUUAUAUUUAGUAGAUCUCUGUUUCGUAGGCAACAUCAUGCUUUGGAAAAAUUCACAUCCCAUAGCUCUCUUGGCUAUAAUUUUCUUUUUCCUAACAAGAAGAUUGCAAUUAAUACGGUUCAAUUGGAUGCAGAAGUGGAUACAGAAGGAAGUUUAAUAAUUGGAAACAGACAACAAAAUUGGUUUUACAAUGAUCUGAAUAAGUACCAAAAGAGUGCUGUAGUAAAUGUUUUGCGUGGUGAAAAUCGUCCAUUUCCAUACAUCUUUUUCGGAUGUCCUGGCAGUGGAAAGACACAAACAGUAAUUGAAACAAUUCUUCAAAUACAACAGCACGUGAGAUCAUCGAAAAUAAUCAUAGCCACUCCAUCAAACUCGGCUGCAAACUUGAUUCUUGAAAUGCUGAUUAGUUCUGGCGUGCUUGAUGUUAAUAAUCCAAAAUUCUUAAGGAUAGUCAGUAACAAUCAGGUUGAAAAGGAGCUAAUUCCUGAUAAAUUGACGAAAUACUGUGGAACUGUUAGUAUUGCAUCUGAUAAAGGUAGUCAAAAUAGUGACUCACCAUCAAGAAAUAAAAGUGGAAUUCUUCAAAAUUUAACAAGAUCAAAAAUCAAGGAAUAUCAAAUAAUUAUAGCCACUUUGAAUGGAAUUGGAAACUUAAUGCAAAUGUCCUUUGACUCAUACUUUUCACAUGUAAUUAUUGACGAAGCUGGUCAAUCCAUUGAAGCUGAAUCGAUUAUUCCAUUAACAUUAUUGAAUAGCAAGAUCGGACAAUGUAUUUUAUCUGGGGAUCCUAAACAGCUUGGUCCCAUAGCUAUUACUAUUUUUGCCAAAAGCUUCAACUUUAGUGUCUCAAUGAUUGAGCGAUUGUUGCUAACAGAUCAUUACUAUGCAAAAGCUUAUGGACCUGAUAAAAAUGACUACGAUUCAAAAUUUGUCACAAAAUUGAUAAUUAAUUAUCGGUCGCAUCCAUCCGUUUUGAAGGUCUACAAUGACAUUUUUUAUGAUGGCGAGCUUGAAGGUGCUGUAAAUGGCACAGACAGUAUAGAAACAUUGUUUCUAUCGACUAUGGAAGAUUUACUUUGGAAGAAUGUAAAUACCAAAUGUGGUAUCAUCUUCGUUAACGUUAUUAAUGGGCAGAAUAAGAAAAUUCAGGACAGCUGUUCCUGGUUCAAUGAUGAGGAAAUUAACGGUGUUAUGGCUUUCAUAAAAAAAUGUCAUGCAAAGAAAAUUCCAUUCAAGAAUAUUGGGAUUUUAACACCAUAUUCUUUACAAGUGAAGAAACUUAAAACUCAAAUAUCAGUGCUGAAUGAUUCUGACUUAAAAGUUGGAACUGUUGAAGAAUUUCAAGGACAGGAACGAUUAAUUAUGCUUGUGUCGACAGUUCGUACCGAACAAAAACAAUUAAAGAAAGACAAUCGAUUUGGUUUAGGUUUCCUGCAAUGUCCAAAACGUAUUAAUGUUGCUAUAUCAAGAGCUCGUGCCUUAUUGGUAAUUUUUGGAAAGCAAUCAAUUUUGGAACAGGAUGUGAAUUGGAAGCGAAUUAUUGAUUAUACAAAGGACAAUAAAACUUUUGUGACUGAAAGUUAUUAAUGAUUUUAAAAGCCAUAAGCGAUGAGUUACUCUGUAUUUUGAGAAGCUUGUCAUAUUUUUAUAUUGACGUAAUUUUAUACAUUUAUUCCUGACAAUUUAAUAUAAAAUGCUACUUAAUUUUAUUCAAAAAAGUUUAUGCCUUCUAGUUCUUCCGGUAAAUAAUUGAGUCCACUUUCGUCUUUAUGAAAUGUAUUGUAGCCAUUUCCAUAUCCAAGUGAUUUCAUAAACUUUGUUGGCGCAUUUCUGAGAUGAAUUGGAACCGCAGGCAUUGGACCUUCAGUAUUUUUAAUCUGUUCCUUACAUUUAAGCAUCGCAUGAUAAGAUUCUGUACUUUUUGGUGCGCGUGCUAAGUAAACAGCUAGUUGUGCUAGAAUGCAGUCCGAUUCAGGCAUUCCAAUUUUCUCAACAGCCUGCAUAGUUGAAGUAGCUAAAAUCAAUGCUUGUGGAUCUGCAAGACCUAUAUCUUCAGAAGCAGCUCUUAUUAAACGCCUACAAAUAAAUCUCGGAUCUUCGCCAGCCUCAAUCAUUCUUGUGACCCAAUAAAGACUUGCAUUAUCAUCAGAUGCUCUUAUGGAUUUAUGUAAAGCACUAAUAAUGUCAUAAUGUUGAUCACCAGCUCUAUCGUAAAGUAAAUGAGUUCUUUUAAUAUUGUCUCGGAUAUCCUUUAGUGUUAUCAUUUUGAUGUCAUCAGAUUUUUCAGCACCUGACUGCUUCAUGCACAUUUCAAGACUAUUUAGUGCUAUUCUAGCAUCACCAUCCGAUGUAUCUGCAAUCCAUUUGAGGCAUGUAUCAGUUAUUGUGAUCUUCGGAAUGAUAUCAAGGUUUUGGACAAAAUCAUCAACAUUCUUAUCGACAUUUUCAGGAACUUCUAUAGCAUCAAAAUGUGACAAAGCUCGUCUGAGAAUUUUUACAAUAUCUUCAGAUUUUAAUUUAUCAAGAAUAAUGACUCGACAGCGUGACAACAAGGCAUUAUUAAGUGAAAAUGAUGGAUUCUCGGUUGUGGCUCCUAAUAAAAUGAUGGUUCCGUUCUCAAUAUGUGGUAAGAAUGUAUCUUGUUGUAACUUAUUGAAUCUGUGAAUCUCGUCCAUAAAUAAAAUUGUUUGCUUCUUAAAUGUUUCUCUAUAGCUCUUUGCCUGCUUAAUUGCUUCCUUAACUUCACUCACGUUUGUUGUGCAUGCAGACAUUGAUACAAAUCUAAACAUUUCUUUGUGCUGAUUACAAUGAUUGAAUAUUAUUUUUGCUAAUGUAGUUUUUCCACAUCCUGGAGCGCCGUAGAAUAUACACGAAUUGACAGUAUUGUUCUUUAGUAAGUUUCUGAUGAUUGAAUUCUCUCCGAUUGCUUUAUCCUGUCCAAAAUAAUCAGAAAAGUUUGUUGGACGCAUUAUAUCUGCUAACGGUGCUUCUGGAGCUUUUAAUGCUUUUUGUUUUGUUGAACUUGUUGAUUUAUUUGACAGAUCUAAUGAUUUUCUAGCAGUUUCAUCACUUCCAGUUGACUCGUUGGCUUCAAUUUUAGGUUUUUUGGUGCAAUUAAAGAUUCCAUACGUUUUGUCUGUAUUUGAGCGUUUAUUUGAAGCCGGUGAACUUUGAAACUUUUUUGACUGCUUUUCAAAGCAUUGACUUACGUGCUCUUCUAUUUCAUCUGAUGGAAAUUUCUUCUGACAAAUCGCACACUCAUCACAUUUCUUUAAAUUCGAUUGCAUUCUUACAGAAAACUUAAUUAAAUUUAAUAACAACAAAUUCUUGUUUACAAAAUGAAAAAAGCGCGAAAAUUCAAAAUGUUUGUUUUAAGCUUAUUUUGGGCCUCGACGUUUUUUUGAGGAUUUUUGCUCAACGGAAU
Chironomus riparius is the source of this 4936-nucleotide messenger RNA. NCBI's taxonomy places the organism in Eukaryota, Metazoa, Arthropoda, Insecta, Diptera, Chironomidae. The record is from the annotation of a GenBank genome assembly.